This is a messenger RNA of Etheostoma spectabile (orangethroat darter), 4338 nucleotides long. RefSeq names its product 5-hydroxytryptamine (serotonin) receptor 2A, genome duplicate a (gene htr2aa). Bases 1619 to 3130 code for a protein of 503 amino acids. Gene Ontology annotation, cellular component: plasma membrane; dendrite. Gene Ontology annotation, biological process: response to xenobiotic stimulus; release of sequestered calcium ion into cytosol; chemical synaptic transmission. The record is from RefSeq and is a predicted model, not a curated record. Gene Ontology annotation, molecular function: neurotransmitter receptor activity; G protein-coupled serotonin receptor activity. The transcript is spliced from 3 exons. Lineage: Eukaryota; Metazoa; Chordata; Actinopteri; Perciformes; Percidae.
AAAGCAGAAAAUCAUUCAGCGUCUGAUGAUCACUGAAGACGGCUCAACAACUCACUCUGGAAAACAGAAAUCCCCACGAAACCUCUUCUGUGAGCUGAUGCCCCCCCUACCCCCCUCCCUCUUCUAUUUGCUUUCAUUAGAAAACGGACGUGGAAAUAUCCAAGGAGGUUUUCAAGCAACUGAAGAUUUAUGGAGCCUGAAUAGGAGGAUUUGCAGAGUGACUGACAUUUUCCAUUGAGGACUAAAAUGCAAAAGGGAGGAGGAGGAGGAGGAAUUAAAGGAAUACUUAAAAUCUCUGGAGGGCUGACACUGUUUUAUGGGGAAGAGGAAUACUUCUACUAUGCGUCAGGACUUUAUUGCUAAGCCGAGAGUGUGUGAAGAGAACAGAGAGGGAGGAAAGUUAGCAAGGUGUCUUUGGGCAACACACGCACGUCAAAUAUCAUUAUGUUCAUCAUCAAUCUCCCCACGGCACGCACUGCCACGGGCGCAGGGAUGAGUUGAAGACGACAAGGACACUGGAGGAUUUCCACACAAAUACACACACACACACACACACACACACACACACAGACUUACAUGUGCAGGUAUGUAGUCAGCGGCAACCCACCUUCAUACAGGUGUACUUCUAAUAUGCCAGAUAGAAGUGUUGAUAAGUGCACGAUCGACUCUCUGCAUCAUGAAAACUAAAGACUGAAAAGUCAGGAUCGGUGUGUUUGAAAAGAAUCAGAUGAAAUACACAUUUGUAAGAUCUGAGACUUCAGAUGUUUUUCAUCAAGAGUGUAGCUUUGACUUGGAAGAGCCCAGAAUUCAAGGAGGAGAAAGCUGCAACAGCUUCAAACGGAUUCUAUAAAUCGGAAGAUGAGAGAAGAUGUGAGUUGAAAAUAUGUGAGUCGCAAUCACUCCAACAUUGGAAUAUUUUGAGCAACUGGUUCUUUUUUCUGUUCUGGAUGAGUGGCAUAAAGUCACGAUAUUGACCAAGUGCUUAUUUUUAGAUGUUUUUUAUCCAUAUGACAUUGUCCUGUUGAGAUUUAAAAGCUGCUGUUGUUGUUCUGCUGAAUUCAACAGUCUGCUACUUUGGUUUUCCCGCAUUGUGACGAUGAUUUGCUGAUCCUGCGACAGAAGAUUCAAGGCUUCGGACGAGUCAAGGCUUCAGACAAUUCAAGGCUUCAGACAAUUCAAGGCUUCGGACGUUUCGAGGCUUCAGACGAUUUGAGGCUUCGGACGAUUUGAGGCUUUGGACGAUUUGAGGCUUUGGACGAUUUGAGGCUUCGGACGAUUUAAGGCUUCGGACAAUUUGAGGCUUCAGACAAUUCGAGAGGCUUCAGAUGAUUCGAGGCUUUGGACAAUUCAAGGCUUUGAACGAUUUGAAGCUUCGGACGAUUCAAGGCUUUGGACGAUUCAAGGCUUCGUAGUUUCGCCAUGAGAUGACGGCGUAAAAACCAUCGGCACGUUGAAACUCAACUCACUACUCCAGUGAUAAAUGGUGUUAAUGGGAAAUGGGGAGAGACUAGACGAUGACAAGACUUUCCCCUUCUUUCUCCGCUCUGACAAAUCUUCCCAGGCAGCAUCCCUGAGGCGUUUCCGCCUCGGGCUGUGACGGCGUUACUGAGACGGCGUCAUGAACCCGCAUGGCGGCGCCAACGUGUCAGAGUUAAUCUCUAAAGCCGUCAGAGCUGCCGUCGGCACCAUCGCCACUGUGGAGUCCAACACGUGGUCUCUGCGUGGAUUGGAGGAUCGCACGGCGCUGAUCAACAAUGCGACAAACUCGGGGUGUCCCUCAUGGAACUGGUCUUACCGGAACGACGGAGGAGUUUACGGCGAAGGCGGCAGGAUUUACGGGCCUCCGUGUCCUCGGCGAGACACGGCCGUGGAGAAGAACUGGGCGGCGCUGCUGAUUUUACUUGUCAUCGCCAUCACGGUUUUGGGCAACAUCCUGGUGAUCCUGGCCGUCUCUCUGGAGAAGAAGCUGCAGAACGCCACCAACUACUUCUUGAUGUCCCUGGCAGUUGCUGACAUGCUCCUGGGCAUCCUGGUUAUGCCCGUCUCCAUGGUGACCAUUGUCUACGAUUAUGGGUGGCCGCUUCCCUCUGAACUCUGUCCAAUCUGGAUCUACCUGGACGUCCUGUUCUCCACGGCGUCCAUCAUGCACCUGUGCGCCAUCUCUCUGGAUCGGUACAUUGGCAUACGCAACCCGAUCCACCACAGCCGCUUCAACUCCCACACCAAGGCCCGCAUCAAGAUCACGGCGGUGUGGACCAUCUCAGUCGGGAUCUCCAUGCCGAUCCCUGUGCUGGGACUCCGAGACCACUCCAAGGUUUUCAAAGAUGGCAGCUGCCUGCUGACCGACAACAACUUUGUGCUGGUUGGCUCCUUUGUGGCGUUCUUUGUGCCCCUCACCAUCAUGGUCGUCACAUACUUCCUGACCAUCAACGCACUGCAGAACGAAGCCACGCUCUGCCUGGACCAACUCGUCCCGCGGCCCAAGUGGAGCACGACGUUCACUCUGAGCUUCUUGCCGCAAACCUCGCUGUCAUCUGAGAAACUCUACAGACGCUCGAUAAGCCGUGAGGCCGGUGGCAGAGGAAGCGGUGGCGGGCUGGGAGGCGGCCGCGGGAGCGUCUCUGGCUCGCUGUUGGGACGCCGCACCAUGCAGUCUAUCAGCAACGAGCAGAAGGCAUCCAAGGUUCUCGGUGUAGUCUUCUUUCUCUUCGUGGUCAUGUGGUGCCCGUUUUUUGUCACCAACGUGCUCGUGGUGGUGUGCGACCCGGCGGUGUGCGACGCUGGACUCAUGGGGGGCCUGCUCAACAUUUUCGUGUGGGUUGGAUAUAUGUCAUCCGCAGUCAAUCCGCUCGUCUACACGCUGUUUAACAAAACGUACCGAGCAGCGUUUCUGCGCUACGUUCGCUGCCGGUACCAUCCGGAGAGGAAGCGUCUCCAGCUGAUUCUGGUGAACACCAUCCCUCCGAUGGCGUACAGCUCAACGCAGCUGCCCCUGGGCGACAUUGCCAAGUUACAAAACGGAGUGGCGCACUCCAGCGGUGAUGGGAAGGAAUGCUCUUUACCUGGACGGGAAAUGGAGAAGUCUAGACUGGACAAAAGUUGCGGUGACAAGGACGAGAGCUGUGUAUGAGUAUAAGCCUGUGAAAACUCACGGAAAGAAAACCUUUAGCCCCCUGGUCAUGUCAGACUAACGUACAGCGAAGGGGUCAAGGUUUAAAGUGCCAAAGACAAAGUGCCUCCCAGACCGGAUUUAAAAAACAACAAGACUCCAAAUCAAGUCAAUAAAAUGAAGAAUACAUUUCCGUUUAUCCUGAGAAUUUUCAGAAGAUUCCUUAGCUUUUGAUUCACGUCCUAUCAACAGGGUCUAUAUCACAUGAUCCAAGUUUGUGAGUUCCUUAGUACUACAAAAACAUCUUUUGAUAACCCAAAAUAAUGUAAAUCAAUGUGUGUUCCAUGGAUUACAAUCCCUUAAAGGGUAACUUUGGUAUUUGUCAACCUGGAUCCCUGAACCCAUGUUUUUGUGUCUUUGAAAUUGGUCCGGUAUCAAGCAAUUUGACAAUUUGCGUCCACUAAACGUUCUGUUGUUGCCGCUGACAGACUCAGUUCAUUAUUCUAAGCGUGUGUCAACAUUAUGGAAAGGACCCCUACAGAGAUAGCAUCACUUUGGCCACAUUGGGACACCCCUUGCUUCUAUCGUCCGUAGCCGGACACUUCAGACCUGACGCACUUUCCGGUCUUUUUGCGGUACUUUACAUUUCCAAUCAUCACCAAAACAGAAUUCAUCUAUACCCAUCUAACAAUCUACGUAUGAGUUUUCCUGUAUGCACAUGGACAUUUAGAUGUCUGAUUAGUAUAUGAAAGUGACUUUGAUGAGGGAAAGACGUGAGAACGCUCGGGAAACGAUUUUUCCUCCUAAAAAGUUUCUAUUUUUACUGAAUUGGACAUUAAGGAGCAUAAUUCAGAGUGUUGAAGCAUGGUAUUUUAUUGUGAAGGAUGGAAGUAAGAUCUGGUAGUUUUGACAGUAUUGAUGGGACUUUCUUUAACUGUCUAUGGACUUAAUACCCGGCAAGGCCCGGUGUCUACAGCAAGGAGAUAGCGGUGUCCAGUUACGGCCAAGGGCAGCGCACGGCUAAUGUGGCUAAAAGAAACUUCAGAUACAGGAUUAGGGGACCACUAACGUCUAUAUAAAAGAGACUUCAGAUACAGUAUUAGGGGACCACUAAGGUCUAUAUAAAAGAGACUUCAGAUACAGUAUUAGGGGACCACUAAGGUCUAUAUAAAAGCAUCCAAAGAGCAAUAUUUUAUGGGACCUUUAAUUCACCCAAUUACAUGUGGAGA